AUGCGCAUUCGCCUACAGCCUCGCAGGAGACCACAAGGUAAGCGACCCUCAGGUAAGCUGAAUGUUGCCUUGUUGUCUUUGCGCGCUCAUCAUCUUCAUUUCAACAAUGAGAUAGCUCAACGGCUAGACAACCUCCCUAUCGCCGAUGCCGCCGCUGUCGAGAACGCAUCCGUGGAGAACCGCUGGUGUUAUCUGCGAGACGCGGUCCAGGCGACGGCGCUCGCCGUCCUUGGUCGCGCUCCCCGCCAGCACCAGGACUGGUUCGACGACAACGACGCCGCCAUCAGAAAUCUGCUUGCUGAGAAAAACCACCUACACAAAGCCUACGUAGACUACCCCACUGACGACAACAAAGCUGCUUUCUACCGCAGUCACCGCCACCUUCAGCAGGGACUGCACGAGAUGCAGGACGCCUGGACUGCUCGCAAAGCUGAGGAGAUUCAAGGGUACGCGGACCGCAACGAAUGGAAGAACUUCUUCUCCGCGAUCAAAGCUGUCUACGGUCCGCCGACGAAGGGCACUGCUCCUCUCCUCAGCGCCAACGCAGUACUCUCCUGACUGAGAAGACGCAAAUCCUGCAGCGAUGGGCCGAGCAUUUCCGAGGCGUCCUCAACCGCCCUUCCGUCAUCUCCGACGCCGCCAUCGAGCGUUUGCCGCAAGUUGAGACCAACGUGGACCUCGACCUCCCGCCAUCUCUCCAGGAAACCAUCAGGGCCGUGCAGCAGCUCUAA
Messenger RNA from Spirometra erinaceieuropaei, 731 nucleotides. The record is from the annotation of a GenBank genome assembly. Lineage: Eukaryota; Metazoa; Platyhelminthes; Cestoda; Diphyllobothriidea; Diphyllobothriidae.